Messenger RNA from Emiliania huxleyi CCMP1516, 1403 nucleotides. RefSeq lists its product as hypothetical. Lineage: Eukaryota; Haptophyta; Isochrysidales; Noelaerhabdaceae. Bases 1 to 1032 code for a protein of 343 amino acids. The transcript is spliced from 2 exons. The record is from RefSeq and is a predicted model, not a curated record.
AUGUUGCUGCUGCUGCUCGCGGCGCCAGCGCUAUCCGCCACACGGCCGCUAUCGCGUCCGCGCCUCGCCGCGCCCGCUGCUGCACCUUCGCCGCUGCUCGCCUCAGCCCGACGGCACCGGCACGCGCCACCGAGGGCGAGUUUGGUGCUUCCGGCGGUGAGUGGACCGCUGCUCGCCGCUGGCAUCGGCGGCACUUUUGCCGGCUCGCUGCACGCGGUGACGGGCCCGGACCACCUCGCCGCGCUGCUGCCCCUCUCGAUAGGGCGGCGGUGGUGGACUGCGCUAUACACGGGCCUUUACUGGGGGCUCGGGCACGGGAUUGGCGCCGGGCUGGUGGGGCUGCUCGCCUUCCUGGUGCGCGGCGCGCUCAACCUCGACGCGAUCUGUGUCUACAUGGAGGCGGCCGUCGGCAUCUCGAUCCUCAUCAUCGGCGUCAACGGCGUGCGUGAGGCGUGCGCGCGCGAGAGAGAGAGAGCGUGCGGCACACGCGCGGCGCGCGAGUGGAGCAGCGACGUGCAGGCGGCGCGUGCUCUCGCCGAAGACGAGCGCGCGGCGGGCGACGCGGCGGGAAGCGCAAUCGACGGCUCGGUCGCCGCCGCAGUGGCUCCGCUCGGCGCACCGGGCGAGGACGAUCCGGCUGCGGCGCUGCUUCCGUCGGGGGGAGGCCCGUCGGAGCGGCAGUCGGUCGCCUCGACGCUGCUCACCGGCAUCCUGCACGGCUGCUCCGGCUCGGGCCACCUCCUCGGCGUGAUGCCUGCCCUUGCGAUGCCGUCCGUCGUCUGCGCACUCACGUACCUCUCCUCGUUCGGCGUGGGGACGAUGCUGGCGAUGUCCUCCUUCACCGCGGUGGUGGGGGAGCUGUCGGUGCAGAUGGGGGAGCGGAUGCACCAGCCGGACGUCCCCGCCAAGCUCUCGCUCGCCACGUCCCUCUUCGCGUGCGCCAUGGGCGUCGGCUGGACCGUCAAGGCGCUGCUCGAGCUUGGGGUGGGGCGGUGGCUGCUCGCCUCGGCGCGCAGGUUGAUCGCCGCCUGAGCGGAGGGGCGCGCCGGCUGAGCGACGCCCCCUCGAUCGCAUUCCUCCGCGUGCGGCAGCUGCCGCCCACCUCUCCACAGCCUCUCCACCCCCGACCCGCAACUUGACCUCUCCUCCCGGUGGACCUGUCGCCGCGCCGCGCGCGCUCGCGCCACACACCUACGCUACUUGACUCUGGCUCGCAUGACGCCUCGUCCCAACGGGGUUGCACGCGGAUCGACGUGCCGCGUUGUGCCUAUGACUCGUGGGAGCGGACGGACGCGAGAGUGUCGUUCGGCUCCCUCGGGCGCGGCGCGCGUGUCGAUAAGAUGUCGCGAGCGAGGGGUGCAACACGGCACUCGCGUAACUAUUUGACAGACUUUUUUACGACU